This is a messenger RNA of Myotis lucifugus (little brown bat), 1275 nucleotides long. RefSeq names its product caudal type homeobox 1 (gene CDX1). NCBI's taxonomy places the organism in Eukaryota, Metazoa, Chordata, Mammalia, Chiroptera, Vespertilionidae. Gene Ontology annotation, molecular function: RNA polymerase II transcription regulatory region sequence-specific DNA binding; DNA-binding transcription factor activity, RNA polymerase II-specific. The record is from RefSeq and is a predicted model, not a curated record. Gene Ontology annotation, biological process: cell differentiation; embryo development; anterior/posterior axis specification. Gene Ontology annotation, cellular component: nucleus.
AUGUACGUGGGCUAUGUGCUGGACAAGGACUCUCCCGUGUACCGCCCCGCCAGGCCCCCGAGUCUGGGCCUGGGCCCGCAAGCCUACGGGCCCCCACCCCCGGGGCCCCCGCAGUACCCCGACUUCACCGGCUACUCGCAUGUGGAACUUAGGACAGGGGUGCUGAAGGACAGGGGAGACCAGAGCUGUGACCCAGACAGAGGAAAGACCCGGACCAAAGACAAGUACCGCGUGGUCUACACCGAUCACCAGCGCCUGGAGCUGGAAAAGGAGUUCCACUACAGCCGUUAUAUCACCAUCCGGCGGAAAUCGGAGCUGGCUGCCAACCUGGGGCUAACUGAACGGCAGGUGAAGAUCUGGUUCCAAAACCGGAGGGCAAAGGAGCGCAAAGUGAACAAGAAGAAACAGCAGCAGCAGCAGCAGCAGCAGCAGCAGCCCCCACAGCCACCACUGCCAGCCCACGAAGUCACCCCCACGGCCGCUGGGCCGCCCCUGGGGGGCCUGUGCCCCAGCUCCGCUAGCCUCCUGGGCGCCUCCUCCCCAAUGCCUGUCAAGGAGGAGUAUCUGCCUUAGCCCCCCGCCCAGCCUUGUGGGCUGGGGGCCUGGGGACUCAGAUGCUGGGAAUGUGGCUCCCGUUGGGGCUCAGGAGGCCUGGUCUGAGUCCCAGCCCUGUCACUGACCUUCUGGGUCACCUUGGACAAGUCACCCACCCAGCCCCUGUGUGCCCUUGGCCAAUCUGUGCAGCGAGCUCUUUGGAUAAGGACAUUUUUCUUUUCUAGGCCUCAGGGGGAUAAAGGAACCCAGGGUGGGAGGUCUCCAUCCCUAGAGGGCUGGGUGAGGGAGUCAAGAUAAGUCCCCAUCCCUAUCUCCUUCUCCGUAGGUUCAAGGGCAGAAGGCUGCUAUAGGGACUAGACUGAUCCUGGAGAAAGGAGAUGAAGCUGAGGGAAGAUGGAAUGUUGGCCUGUGGGGAGGAAUGUGAUCAGCUCCCACCUGCCCGGUCCUGCAGCCUCGCCUCCACCUGCCCCCAUCCUAACACACCCUGAACCUCUCCAGGCUGACGCAGAGCAAAAGCCCACAGGAAUGGGCCCGAGAGGCUCUGAUGACUGUCCCCUCCGGGUUGCAGAGCCUUGUCCCCUCACUAGUAUGCUCAAUGGGGCUCCAGGGUGGGGGAGGCCCUUGGAGGGGGACAGAGGUCAGAGCCCUCCCUGCCAAGUCCCACCUCACCAGGCUGCCCCUGGGCCCUCAGAGGACUUCUCUGGACCAAGUAGAGCUCAC